Molecule: messenger RNA, 2614 nt
Organism: Ciona intestinalis (vase tunicate)
Lineage: Eukaryota; Metazoa; Chordata; Ascidiacea; Phlebobranchia; Cionidae
Source: RefSeq, a predicted model, not a curated record
AUCAAUUUAUCUUCCCGGUUUUCAGCGUUCGUGUGUGAAGUUUUUUUUGAACAUAAGUAGCAAAAUGUCGACAGCUACAGCUGAUAUGAUGACUUCGCCUUUGGAUGCGACAACAUUACCGAAUGUUGUUUUACCAAGUGCUGGGUUGCAACCUGGAGACAUUGCGGUUAUUGCUGUUUACUUUAUUUUCAUUCUCGCCGUCGGUUUGUGGGCAAUGUGCAGAACAGAUCGUAGCAACGUGAGUGGCUUCUUUUUGGCAGGAAGAAAUAUCACGUGGUUUCCGGUAGGAGCUUCCCUCUUCAGUAGCAACAUCGGUAGCGGACACUUUGUUGGUCUUGCUGGCACAGGAGCAGCGGCUGGCAUUGCAGUUGGUGCAUUCGAAUGGAACGCUAUGUUGACACUAUAUUUCCUUGGCUGGAUCUUCGCACCCAUCUAUAUUGCUGCAGGAGUGGUCACUAUGCCUGAGUAUCUUAAGAAACGAUUCGGUGGACAAAGAAUUCAAGUUUAUCUUUCCGUCCUUUCCCUUCUGCUGUAUAUUUUCACAAAAAUAUCGGCCGAUCUCUUUGCCGGUGCUAUUUUUAUCCAAGAAGCUUUGGGUUGGAAUCUCUAUCUCGCAAUGUUUAUUCUUCUCGCUAUUACAGCACUAUACACAGUAACUGGUGGUCUAGCGGCCGUUAUCUACACCGACACUGCCCAGACAUUCAUUAUGCUGGCAGGAGCUUUUGUGAUGAUGAUCUUAUCUUUCGUUCGCGUUGGCGGUUACGCAGCCUUACAAGAGAAAUACAUGAAAGCUAUUCCUUCUGUUCUAUCAAACAACUCGAACUGUGGAAUUCCAAGAGCUGACGCUUUCCAUGUGCUGAGAGAUCCGAUUAAAGGCGACCUACCGUGGCCAGGCCUUACUUUUGGUCUGACUAUCCUUGCGACCUGGUAUUGGUGCACUGACCAGGUUAUCGUGCAAAGAACAUUAGCAGCGAAGAACUUAUCCCAUGCAAAAGGAGGGUGUGUAGCUGCUGGUUUAAUGAAGAUAUUACCCAUGUAUAUGAUGGUAAUGGUGGGAAUGAUAAGCAGAGUUGUGUUUACAGAUGCAGUAGCUUGUGCAACACCAGAAGAAUGCAGGAAAUACUGUGGUACACCUGUAGGAUGCUCUAAUGUGGCUUAUCCCAAACUUGUGCUCGAAAUUAUGCCGACUGGACUGAGAGGACUUCUUCUCGCUGUAAUGAUGGCAGCUCUGAUGUCAUCACUGACGUCAGUAUUCAACAGCGCGUCAACUUUGUUCACAUGCGAUCUGUGGCAGAAGAUUCGGAAAAACGCAAGCGAAAGAGAACUUAUGAUAGUUGGAAGAGUGUUUAUUCUAAUCAUGGUUGGUAUCAGUGUAGCUUGGGUUCCAAUCGUCCAAGUUUCUGCCAACGGUCAAUUGUUUGAUUACAUUCAAUCUAUUACAAGUUACCUUGGACCCCCUAUUAUGGUUAUCUUUGUAAUGGCAAUUUUCUGGCCAAGACUUAAUGAACCGGGAGCAUUCUGGGCUCUUAUGUGCGGUCUAGCUGUUGGAGUAACUAGAAUGAUCAUGGAUUUUGUAUACGGUGCUCCUCUAUGUGGACAAGAUGAAUUCAGACCGGAAAUUCUAUACAAGGUUCAUUACCUUUACUUUGCCAUGAUACUUGCUACAAUCACAGCAAUAAUUGCAGUGGUUAUCUCACUCAUUACUCCAGCUAUACCCAAAGAAAAGUUAAUUCGACUGACGUGGUAUACACGGAACAGCAAGGAACCACGCUUAGAAAUGGAAGAACUAAAUGAAGAAAGUAAAUUAGAGCCAACUCUCUCAAUGGAAACUGGAUUCAGUAACAAAGCUGUCACUGGAGACGACGGAGAAGUUGUACAUAACGGUGACAACGCUGAAGAAGAACCAGCACCGAAAACUGAAGCUGUUCAAACCCCCAGCUCACAGAAGUGGUAUCGCAAAGCUUUCGAUAUUUUCUGUGGAUUGGACAAAUCUCAAAGCCAAGAACCGAACAUACCACCCCCAGCUUUCUACAGUAUUGAAGAGGAACCAUUGUCCAGAAACAUCGUUAACUUUCUGGGCUUGCUUAUGUUAUGUACCAUGACCUUUCUGUUCGGUUAUUACGCUUGAACUAGUUGCCAAUACUAAUUAGGGUUUAAAAAAAACGUCUCUGGGUUUAUGCAUUCGACCUUCGGCGAAUGUGUGAUAUAGUACUGUAGGGUGGAAACAGUUCGCAUUUAAUAUCCCAUUUUUUUAUCUAGUUUUUAACCAAAAAACGCUUUAGAAAAAAUCGUGAUGCAAAUAUAAAAUACUGUAAAUACUCUGUUUACUACCAAAUGUGACAUUAAAGGGGAAUGAAACAUGCGUCAUCUUACUCCAAACUACUAUACCACUAUGUGCUAAAUAUGAUCCACAACUCAGUACUUUAACUAUAUUCGCUACAUUCAUAUAUUUAACAUUGCAUUGUGGAUUGAAAUUUAUAAUCACUUUAAAACGUCAGCGCUGUAAUUCAAAAUUGACAUUAAGCUUUAUUGUGCUCUUUUUAACAAUGUUUAAUUAAUUGCUUGCUUCUAAAUGCAUUAAAGACAUGAAUAAUUGAGUAAAUUGAGAUUCAAA